GUUCCAACCGCGAAGGAUCUCUUCUAUCGUUGGCAACUCGCCGUCUCGUCGAUCUUGAUUCAUCUCUCGGAGAUAGAUCACCCGCCCCACUCUUGUCAUCGCCAUGGAUGAGGAAUACGACGUAAUCGUCCUUGGAACCGGACUCAAGGAAUGCAUUCUCAGCGGCCUCCUCUCCGUUGAUCGCCUCAAGGUUCUUCAUAUGGAUAGGAAUGAUUACUAUGGAGGAGAGUCAAGCUCACUCAAUCUCAUCCAACUAUGGAAAAGGUUCAGGGAUAGUGAUAAGCCUCCAUCAAGUCUGGGUCCCAGUAGAGAUUACAAUGUUGACAUGAUUCCAAAGUUUAUGAUGGCUAAUGGUACUUUAGUACGCACACUGAUACAUACUGAUGUUACAAAAUAUCUGUCUUUCAAAGCUGUAGAUGGAAGCUACGUCUUUAAUAAAGGAAAGGUUCACAAGGUUCCUGCCAAUGAUAUGGAAGCACUAAAAUCACCAUUAAUGGGCUUAUUUGAAAAACGCCGAGCUCGGAAAUUCUUCAUCUAUGUGCAAAACUAUAAUGAGAGUGAUCCAAAAACACAUGAAGGAUUGAACCUGACAAGAGUAACAAUGAAAGAACUGAUCUCAAAAUACGGUUUGGAUGACAACACAGUUGAUUUCAUUGGCCAUGCUUUGGCCCUUCAUAGGGAUGAUCGUUAUCUAAAUGAACCUGCACUAGAUACUGUGAAAAGGAUGAAGUUGUAUGCUGAGUCUCUUCUGCGUUUUCAAGGAGGCUCACCCUACAUAUAUCCUUUGUAUGGUUUAGGAGAGCUACCCCAGGCUUUUGCACGUCUUAGUGCUGUUUAUGGUGGGACAUAUAUGCUGAAUAAACCUGAAUGCAAGGUUGAAUUUGAUUCCGAAGGGAAAGCUUGUGGUGUGACUUCAGAAGGAGAAACAGCUCGAUGCAAGAAAGUUGUGUGUGAUCCUUCCUACUUGCCAAAUAAGGUUCAGAAGGUGGGAAAGGUUGCAAGGGCUAUUGCUAUUAUGAGCCAUCCAAUUCCAAAUACCAAUGAGUCCCAUUCAGUGCAGGUUAUAUUGCCACAAAAACAACUUGGACGCAAGUCUGACAUGUAUCUUUUUUGCUGUUCUUACUCGCACAACGUUGCCCCCAAAGGGAAGUAUAUUGCCUUUGUGUUGACAGAAGCUGAGACUGACAAGCCAGAGGUGGAACUAAAGCCUGGGAUUGAUCUUCUUGGACCAAUAGAUGAGAUAUUCUUCGAGACUUACGAUAGAUAUGAACCUUCCAAUGAUCCAUCAGUUGAUAAUUGCUUCAUUUCAACUAGUUACGAUCCAACCACCCACUUCGAAUCUACUGUGAUGGACGUGCUCACUAUGUACACUGCAAUCACUGGAAAGACUCUCGAUCUCAGCGUCGAUUUAAGCGCUGCUAGUGCUGCUGAAGAAUGAAUAAAGUGCUAUGCUACAUUUUAGUCAUGAUCAGUUUUCAUUAUGGAGCCUUACUACUUGGCACUCAAGAUCAAUUUGAAUUUUCUUCAUGCAGCUCAAGUCAAGCAGCAUUUUUGCUUUAGAACCUAUAAAUUUCUUUGAAUAGUACAAUCUGCUAAAAAUUUCCAGGCAUCUUAUGAGUUGUCGUAUUUCCUUUCUGUUUUUGGUCGUAUGAGCUGUAGUUCUUGAGAACCUUUUUUUGGUGGAAGAAAUGAUUGAUUGGACUAA
Zingiber officinale is the source of this 1705-nucleotide messenger RNA. Its product is annotated as guanosine nucleotide diphosphate dissociation inhibitor 2-like. Gene Ontology annotation, biological process: small GTPase-mediated signal transduction; protein transport; vesicle-mediated transport. The transcript has 13 exons. Bases 104 to 1438 code for a protein of 444 amino acids. The record is from RefSeq and is a predicted model, not a curated record. Gene Ontology annotation, molecular function: Rab GDP-dissociation inhibitor activity. Lineage: Eukaryota; Viridiplantae; Streptophyta; Magnoliopsida; Zingiberales; Zingiberaceae. Gene Ontology annotation, cellular component: cytoplasm.